AUGAGACACAAUUACCAAGGUUCCUCCUGGCACAGUCCUGGCAGUAGUCAUCAUUCCCCACUAACAGUCACCGACCCAUCUAUUGCCAUACCAGAUCCGAAUUCAGAAAAUCAACAACCAGCACAAAACGAACCAACUAAAUCUAGUGUGGGUAGCAGCGAUUUGCUACAUUUUAACGAUAAUUAUUCCGCUUUGUUACAAAAUUUAACUAAUGAAAACCCAAAUAUAAUUCCCCAAUCGUUUAAUAAUCCUCCUACGGAUGUUCCUAAUCAAAAUCAAACUAAUAAUAAUACCAGCAGUGGCAAUGAUUUUUCCACUGAAAAGCAAAGUUUGGAUACUUUACUCCAACAUUAUCAAAAUCUAAUUGGCAAACCCGCCGUUCAAAAUGAAGCAGCAACGACAAGUGCUACAACCAAAUCUUCUGUAACACCACCAACAAAUGAACCUGUUUGUAAUUAUUGUCGUCAGAAGGGAACGAAAUGUUUUAUGAUCCCAAAUCUAGGGAAAUGUAUAGAAUGUGAAACAAACAGAAUUCAAUGUUUUUUUCCUAAUUCUGUGAAGUCAAAUAAGAGAGAAAGAGUCGAUAAUAACAAUUUGCAAACUCAGAAUGGACCAAAGAAGAUUAAGCAGGAAUCUGUUGUGAAUAAUGGGAACAAUAGUCCCAAUCAUUACUAUUCCGAUUUCUUACAGACUUUAAAUAAUACCAUAUCAACAUCCGCUUCCAAUCUCCCCAUGCCAAAUGCAAACUUGAACAUGAAUAUAAAUAUGGGAAUGAAUCCUUCAGCACAAUAUAAUCAAGUACAAACACAACCAGAAAACGUACAAUCACAAUUGCCCGUACAAUAUCCAAGAUCAUCAUUUUAUGUGGGACCUACAUCAGUAUAUGAUAUCAAUCUAAUCAAUCAUGUCAAAUUGGACAAUAUAGACCAAAUUCAAUUAUCUAAGUCCUUAGCAUUAAGGAAAGUAGCCACAGAUGUCCAAUUCAUACUUCGGGAUGAUUUAAAUCGUGAACUAUACUUGAAACAAGAGCAAGAAGUGGAUGUCGUAGAGACUUUGAUUUACCCUCAUGGGAAAUUAUUAAUUGAAAUUUUCUUCAGUUUGGUGCAUCCUUAUUUCCCUAUCUUACACGAAAGAGUCUUCUUAGAAAAAUAUGCCAGAUCAUAUAGAGAAUUGACAGCACCAUUAUUAGCAGCAAUUUAUUCAUUGGCUUUACAAUGGUGGGAUUUCCACCCUAAAUUGAUUGGAUUUCCUAAACCAGAUGUUGUAAAUAAGUUGAAUGAUAUCGCAUUCAAAUCAUUCUUCAACAGGAUUGAAAGACCAAAAUUAAGUAUGGUGCAAACAGGACUUCUAAUAUUACAAUGUAGGUCAGAAAAUAGAAAUAAUUGGGUAUUGUCAUCCGUCGUGGUAUCAUUAGCUGAAGAACUAGGGCUUGGAGUUGAUUGCCAGGAUUGGAGACUACCCAAAUGGGAAAAAGAUCUUCGUAGACGUUUAGCAUGGGCCGUAUGGAUGGAAGAUAAAUGGAUGUCGUUAAAUGAAGCACGUCAUUCUCAUUUAAUACUGGGGAGGAAUUGGAUGGUGAAGCCACUACAGAGUGAUGAUUUCCCACCAACUUCGUCGAUGAUCACGAACGGUGGAGCAACAGAAAACAAUAACAACUCCAGAAAGGAACCACCAUCAUUUAUUGGCACUCCACAAUUUGAUAUGUCACUCACAGCGGAGGAUUAUACCAAUGGAACAUUAAUAUAUCACCAAAUGGUUUCCUUAAGUAUUAUUCUUGGAGAAAUUAUGGACACUUUCUACACGCAGGGUGCCAUUACAGUCAAUACAAAUAUUGAACAAGUAUUAAAAUUAGCUAAACCAUUGCAAUUAAAACUGAGAGAGUGGUAUCAUUCAUUACCGUCGCAAAUCUCUAUGAGUACAUUUACACCAAAGAGAUUUAUCGUGAACGCUACGUUAACAUUGGCUUAUUUUGCAGCAGAAAUUACUCUACAUCGAAAGAUAAUAAGUACUCUAAGAUCAGAUACACCAAAGGAAUUAGUUCACGUUUGUAGACAAGCCGCAAAGACGAGGCUAAUUGCAGCCAUUGAGUUCAUUAGAGAUUUGAAAAAUGAACAUAUUAAUGCAUUUUGGUAUACAUGCUCUACAAGUAACUUGAUGUUAAUAGGAACAUUUGCUGCAUUAUUAUACGUCACAUCACCUACUAAAGAAGAAUCUGACAUGUUUAGAGAUUGUCUAAGGAAUUAUAUUUGGAUCCUACGUGUCGGUUCUAAGGCAUUUGACAAAUUUGGACAUGCUCUUAAUAACAUACAUAUGUUGUUAACCCAAAUUCCAGGUCUAUUAACAGAUGAUUUAGAUCAUCUGAAGGAAGCAGGUGCGCCAAAACCAUUUUCACAUAUACCUCAAUCACAACAUUUAAAGACUGCAUCACCAGCUAUGACGGAACAAGGGUCGCCUUCAACUUUAAACCAAUUCAAAAAUAUGGCCCCAGAACUAUUACAAAAUUUAACAAAUAUUCAAGCUACUGCAACCACUACCACUUCUGUGACGCCAGCGGUUGCUAGUAAUUCUGAAAUGACGCAUACACCUACUCAUCUAGGAAGCCCAUCAAAGAAGCAGCCUAUGCCAACUUCAGCAGGUAGGAGGUCACGAGAGCUCGAUAACAACGUAGAUAACCAAUCUCCUGGCGGCUCAACAGUAACAGGUAGUACUACUAAUAAUAAUAAUAUUAAUAAUUUGCCUAGGAAAAGUUCUAACCAUGAAGAAUCAGUUUUUCAAAGUAGCAGGACCUCCAAUCCGGCCAGUCAACCCAAUACACCACAAAUACAUAAACCAAGUCAUGUUAGUCCUACGAGUCAUAACACAGGGAGUGAUCUAAAUAACUUAUCUAUGGAUUUGGGUGCUCCACUAAAUCAACCUGAGUCAACUGCUAGUGUUAUCGGUGCUCAUGAUUCGCCUAACCGCAACAAUGCUUUCACUAUUGAUAAGGAUGGAAGUGCACAAGAGGACGGCAAUAACAUAACUGAAAAUAAUAACGAUCCAAGUUCUUUAGAUCAAAAAUAA
Molecule: messenger RNA, 3060 nt
Organism: Naumovozyma castellii
Lineage: Eukaryota; Fungi; Ascomycota; Saccharomycetes; Saccharomycetales; Saccharomycetaceae
Gene: DAL81
Product: Dal81p
Exons: 1
Coding region: 1-3060 (1019 amino acids)
Source: RefSeq, a predicted model, not a curated record